AUGGCGGGCCAAGGGUUUUCAGGUUCAUCCGAGUUGUCUGAGGUGACGCAGACAGAAACGUCCUCUAACUCCGAAGCCUUCCAGAAACCCUUAGUGCUCAGGAUUCUCGAUUUGCAGGACGAUCUGAAGGAGGAGGCUAAGCGGCGAGACCAGCAAGAUGGGGAUGAGGGGGACGACGAGGAUGACGAGGACGACGAGGAUGAGGAUGAGGAGGAUGAGGAGGUCGACAGGUAUAAGGAAUCCGAAGAAACCUCUGAGCCCAUGGAAUCCACCAAAUCCUCUGAGUCCGGCCAAACUUCUGGACCCCACAAACUCUAUAAGGAGCGCCCACCACCCAGGGCCCAGGUACACUACGCAUCCUCUGAGACCCUUGAGUCAGGUGCACCUCACAAGCUCCUUAGGCCAUGUGUUAGGCCAUGUGAACAGCGCAAGCUCCGCAAGUCCCGUGAACCCUUCCAUCCCUGUGAACCCCUCCACCCCCACGAGCGCAGCCAGCCCCGCAAGCCCCACGAGGCCAAGGAGUUAAGGCUGUUUCACAACCCUGCGGUGAUGUUCUCCCCAUCUCUGAUCACCAGAUGCCCGACACGGUAUCGGGGGUCAUCCCAGAAUGCAGGGCCCAGGUGCGAGCGCCCGGUCCCCUUCCGGGAACGACAGCUUUUGAAUCCUGCUUUCGCCCAGCAGAUGGCAGCCUUCUCCACAGGUGACGCGGAGCCCGGGGUGCUCAGCCUGCUAAGGAGAAUCCAAGAUCUUUCUGAGCCCAAAAAACAAUGGGGAACUCCAGAUAGAAAACUAUUUUGGGGAAAUCAAGAUCCCAUUUGCCCCAUUCGUGAGACUGCUUUGAAGACUCAGCCAUCCAAAAGACUCAAGGACCUUGCUCAUCCCAAGCCAGUCUCCAAGCAUUAUGUACCUAACAGGCCCCAAUAUUACUACAGUUGUGGAAGAGAGUCUGUAAUUUGGAAGAUACCUCCAUCUGCCUUGUUUACCCAGCCCUCCAAAAGGACCCAGAAGCUGGCACAGCCCAACAGAUUCAAAAGACAGCCUCUACUAAGUCGGUCCACCAAUGAUAAUGUAGUAAGAAGUUCUUUUCAAAUACCUGAUCCUUCUCCCCGGAUUUUACGACUGUCAAUUGCCAAAGGCAUAGAUCCUAACUAUGUUCCUCCAAAAGAAGUUGAAACUAAGAUUUCAGUUUCUACCCUGGGUGCUAUUGCAACUCCGAGAACUAUAGACCUUGCCCACCCAAAGAUCAAGUUAGAUGGUCUGUGCUAUGAGAGACAAAGAAGCGAAAUGCCCAUCCGACCUGUAUCCCCAGCAGCCAUGUUCGCCAUACCUAGCUCCCGAACGCUAGAUCUAGCUAAAUUCAAGCCUGUCCAUCAAGAUUACCUACCUGCCCGUGAUGCCCAGUGGCCAGUGUCUCAUGCUGCUACCCAUUCUCAGAUAUCUGCUAGAAUUCAGGAACUAGCUAAUCCAAGUUCAAGGGCUCCUAUGCAUAUUCUCUUCUACGAUCCUAAUGCCUUUAAAGUCAAGCCGGCUGCUUUGAAAGCACAAUGUUCUUCAAGGAUCCAGGAGUUGGCAGAACCUGUUGUUCGCUAA
Marmota flaviventris (yellow-bellied marmot) is the source of this 1590-nucleotide messenger RNA. The record is from RefSeq and is a predicted model, not a curated record. Lineage: Eukaryota; Metazoa; Chordata; Mammalia; Rodentia; Sciuridae.